Messenger RNA from Exophiala xenobiotica, 1583 nucleotides. RefSeq lists its product as uncharacterized. The coding region runs from base 120 to 1292 and encodes 390 amino acids. Gene Ontology annotation, molecular function: double-stranded RNA binding; ribonuclease III activity. The record is from RefSeq and is a predicted model, not a curated record. Gene Ontology annotation, cellular component: nucleus. Lineage: Eukaryota; Fungi; Ascomycota; Eurotiomycetes; Chaetothyriales; Herpotrichiellaceae. The transcript has a single exon. Gene Ontology annotation, biological process: rRNA processing; primary miRNA processing; regulation of gene expression.
GGAAAGUCCUGGCAAGGCUUGCAUUCAUUUGUACAUUGAUUUGGUAUUUUAUUCUUCGUUCAAGCGGCUUCUGAUACACGGCGCAUCCGCCAACGUAUCGCAGAGCUAUUGUAGCUCUAAUGAAGAGGCUGAAGCUCCUGCGAUGGAGCGGUAAUGUACUUUCGCCUCGGACGAGACCCGAAUCUUCUCAACUCCCUUUCUACAAUUUUCGAAGAUGUCAAGCUACGGCCGCCAUCCCCUCCGAAUCUCAUGACCAGCUGGUCGACAACAUCGAAGACACUCGUUAUCUCCCUGAAGAGAUACUCACGAGACUGCCCUCGCCUCCGGUCACAGCGGCGAAGACUUCUGCCAAGCUUGCUGCUCUGCACGCUCGACUUUCUCUGCCUUCACGACUUCCUCUUGAGACGUUAGCGAGAACGCUGGUCGACGAGUCCGCCGAUCCCUCAACCCGAUUCAACAACAAGUCAUUCGCUGUGCUUGGUAAUGAUUUGCUUGGAUACUACACUUCUGAAUACAUAUUAAGCCAAUACCCGAGAUUACCGAUGGCCGUCGUGUUUGCAGCGAUGUAUGCUUACCAUGGUCCGGCGACACUGUCAAUGCUCGCAAGAGAAUGGGGUGUAGACGCAGCGGCGGCGCCGGGUGGUGAGGUGGAUCCAGGCUUGCUCCAGUUCAAAAGGCUCCCGCCUCAACCAAACCCCGAUCACCGGACACCGCAAAUAAUCGAAACGCGGGAGCAAGGCGAGUCAUUCCGGCGAACAAUGAGCUCAAGAACGGUCUACGAUGAUCAGUUUGGUGAACGCAAAGAGCGCGGUGAGGAUCUGGCGCAGAAAGGCGUCACUCUAGAAAAGGCCGCGACCAACUUUGUUCGGGCAGUAUUUGGUGCAGUAUAUUUACAUGCUGGAAGGGCAACUGCGAAACAAUUCUACAACGAUCACAUAACCUCUCGGCAAGUCAACAUGGCUAGCCUUUUCCAGAUCAAGACUCCAACCAAGGACUUGAGCCGACUUUGUGCUAGAGAGGGCUUCCAGGCGCCGGUGGCCAAGAUUCUCAGUGAGACGGGUCGGAAGAGCAGGACACCGGUCUUCGUAGUCGGAAUCUAUUCCGGCGGCGACUUGCUUGGAGAAGGGGCAGGCGCCAGUCUGGAUGAAGCCAGAACACGAGCGGCAGUAACAGCACUCAAAGGAUGGUAUCUUUACAGCCCGACCGAGUUCCGGUUGCCUAGCGAGAUGGAAGAACCAGGAGCUAAGCCGUGGACACCGAUGAUGGUCGACGCGGGGGAGAUCGCCAAUUGAGGUCAAUCUUUGACUUGUAAUUUACGGAGUACCUCAUUGUCAUUCGAGGUGUACUUUUAUCAUCUGCUGCCCGGCUGCGGCGACCAAAGCGUGGCAUUUCCGGGAGUGUGGGGGAAAAAGGGCCAACAGGAGGUCCAGUGACUAUUGUGUAGGUCAUCGAGUUUCAAUGCACAUAUGGUAUCCAUGUCCUCUCAAGAAGGCUUUCCCGGGUGCUCCACCAGUGGCCAUGUGGAAUAGCGCAGAACUGGACGGCCUUCUAGAUGGUGCCCUGUUGUUCGCGCGAACCUGAAC